Messenger RNA from Bombina bombina (fire-bellied toad), 7158 nucleotides. Its product is annotated as gastrula zinc finger protein XlCGF26.1-like. NCBI's taxonomy places the organism in Eukaryota, Metazoa, Chordata, Amphibia, Anura, Bombinatoridae. Gene Ontology annotation, molecular function: DNA-binding transcription factor activity; RNA polymerase II cis-regulatory region sequence-specific DNA binding. The transcript is spliced from 3 exons. Bases 274 to 1824 code for a protein of 516 amino acids. Gene Ontology annotation, biological process: regulation of transcription by RNA polymerase II. The record is from RefSeq and is a predicted model, not a curated record.
UCCCAGCACCGUGGAUAAUACAGAAGCAGGAAUAAAAAGCUAUAAUUUGCUAAACAUAUUGUUAGCAAGUUUUACUAUAUAGCUCUAAUUUCUUUAGUCACUGUAUUUCCUUUAUGGACAUAGACUGGUGAUUACUGUGUACACUGGCCCUUUACUUCCUGUACAGCUGCAGCUGGACACGGCCAGAGCACUGAGAGAUAUCAGGUAUUGAUGUAACUGGAUUGAAUAAGGGAACCUUCUUCCUGAGCACAGACAUUGGAGCCUGUUAUCAGCAUGAACUCAUAUGUGUUAGACAAUCACUUGAAUAGUUCAUGUCCAUCCUUCACUACAGGAAGCGCCAGUCUUAUGCCGCAGACUCCAAAAGUCUUAGACACCAUUGACUAUUCACUAACAUUGGGGAAAUCACAGCAGAUAUUUAAAGGAGAUGGUGAAUUGGCAGGAACUGGCCAGCAUACAUUAUGUACAGAGAGUAAUUUAGUCAUCAAACAAGAGGACAACAUUUAUGCCUUAUCUAGUGAAAUUAUUAUCCCAGAGGAUAAACCACACACAUUUACUGAGUACUCAAAAUAUUUUAAAGAAGGAAAAAGUCUUAAGUCUAGUCAAAUGAUUCAUACAAAGGAGAAACCAUUCGAAUGUACAGAGUGUGAGAAAAGCUUCACAUGUAAUUUGCAUCUCACUGAACACCACACAGUUCAUACAGCUGUGAAACCUCACACAUGUACAGAAUGUGGGAGAUGUUUCACAUCUAAAGAAAACCUUAAGUAUCACAAAAAGACACACACAGGGGAGAAACCUUUCACAUGUAAUGAGUGUGGGACAUGUUUCACAUCUAAGGGAAAUCUCAUAUGUCAUGAAAAGACCCACACAGGGGAGAAACCUUUCAAAUGUAUAAAAUGUGGAAAACGUUUUACACAUAAGAGUAAUCUGAAAAUUCAUGAAAGGAUUCACACAGGAGAAAAACCUUUCACAUGUACAGAGUGUGGAAAAAGUUUUAUGCUAAAGAGUAUUUUGAAACAUCAUGAAAUGAUUCACACAGGAGAAACCCUUUUCACAUGUACAGAGUGUGGAAAAUGUUUUACACAAAAGAAUUGUCUGAAAACUCAUGAAAGGAUUCACACAGGAGAAAAGCCUUUCACAUGUAAAGAGUGUGGAAAGAGAUUUAGAGAAAAGAGGAAUCUGAAAACUCAUGAAAGGGUUCACACAGGAGAAAAGCCUUACACAUGUACAGAGUGUGCAAAAUGUUUUACACAAAAGAUUAGUCUGAAAAGUCAUGAAAUGAGUCACACUGGAGAAAAACCUUUCACAUGUACAGAGUGUGGAAAAGGAUUUACAAACAAGAGAUAUCUAAGAAAUCAUGAAAGGAUUCACACAGGAGAAAACCCUUUCACAUGUAAAGCGUGUGGAAAGGGAUUUAGAGAAAAGAGUAGUCUGACACAUCAUGAAAGGAGUCACACGAAGGAAAAGCCGUACACAUGUACAGAGUGUGGAAAAGGAUUUACAAACAAGAGUAAUCUGAAAACUCAUGAAAGGAUUCACACAGGAGAAAAGCCUUUCAAAUGUACAGAGUGUGGAAAAGGAUUUACAAACAAGAGUAAUCUGAAAAAUCAUGAAAGGAUUCACACAGGAGAAAACCCUUUCACAUGUAAAGAGUGUGGAAAGGGAUUUAGAGAAAAGAGUAGUCUAGAACAUCAUGAAAGGAGUCACACAAAGGAAAAUCCUUUUACAUGUACAGAGUGUGGAAAAGGAUUUACAAACAAGAGUAAUCUGAAAACUCAUGAACUGAUUCACACAGGAGAAAAACCUUUCACAUGUACAGAGUGUUGAAAAUGUUUUAAACUUAAAGGGACAGUCUAGUAUGAAUUAAACUUUCAUUAUUCAGAUAGGACUUUUAAUUUUAAUCAACUUUCCAAUUUUACUUUUAUCAUCAAAUUUGCUUUUUUCUCUUGGUAUUGUUAGUUUAAACUAAACAUAGGUAGGCUCAUAUGCUAAUUUCUAAGUCUUUGAGGGCUGCCUCUUAUCACAUGCUUUUUAAAUCUCUUUUCAACACAAAGAGACAGAAAGCACAUGUGGGCCAUAUAGAUAACACUGUGUUCAGACAGAGGGGGUCAUUUAAGAUUUAGCACAAAACAAUGCUAAAUUUAAGACAAUAGAUAAUAAACAGUCACAGUCAUGUGAUCAGGGGGCUAGAAGAAGGUUCCUAGAUACAAGGUAAUCACAGAGGUAAAAAGUAUAUUAAUAUAACUGUGUUGGUUAUGCAAAACUGGGGAAUGGGUAAUAAAGGGAUUAUAUCUAGCUUUUAAAACAAUAACAAUUCUAUGGUAGACUGUCCCUUUAAGAGUAAUCUGAAAACACAUGAAAGGAUUCACACAGGAUAAAAAACUUUCACAUGUUUAUAAAGUGGAAAAAGGUAUCUCAUGCCAGUCAGGUAUCCCAAAUACACUAAAUAUUUACACAUAAAAUAAACUUUAUAUGCACUGCAUGGAAACCUUUUAAAAAUUAUACUAAAGAGGACAAACUCUCUAAAUAGAAGCAUCAAAAAGGAUGAUAUUGUAGAUAAAAAAAAGACUAAACAGUUAAUUAGGAAGGUUAAAGCUCAUGCAGAAGAGAAGAUAGCACAGUCAGUAUAACAUGGGGACAAAACAUUCUUUAGAUAUAUUAGUGAAAGAAGAAAAAAUAAGGUAGGAAUAGUAAAAUUGAAAUCAGUUGAUGGUAGAAUAAUAGAAGGAGAUAAGCAAAUUGAAGGCUGUCUCAAUGAUUACUUCUGUUCUGUUUUUACAAAAGAUUGUGAAGAUAGAUACGUUAAGGGACGCUACAAAAAAUAGAAUCAAGCUUAACAGUAAUCUUUUUACAGAGGAUAAGGUUUUGUUAGCAUUAUCAAAAAUAAAUGUUAAAAAGGCAGUGGGUCCUGAUAAUAUUCAUCCAAGGGUUUUAAAAGAACUUUGAUCAUUACUAACUGUCCCAUUAACUGAUCUGUUUAAUCAGUCACUAUUAACAGGGGCUGUCCCAGAUGAUUGGAGAAUAGCAAAUGUAAUACCUCUUCAUAUAAAGGGCAGUAGAGAAGAAUCUGGUAACCACAGGCCAGUUAGUUUAACUUCAGUAGUAGGGAAAUUAAUUGAAAGCCUCUUAAAAGAAAGAAUUAUGACUUGCAUAAAGUCAAACAAUUUAGAGGACCAAAAUCAGCAUUGUUUUACUUCAGGGAGAUCAUGUCAGACUAAUCUAAUUGACUUCUUUGAUUAUGUAACAAAAGUAUUAGACAAGGGUGGAGCAGUUGAUGUAGCAUAUCUAGAUUUCAGCAAAGCAUUUGACACCGUCCCACACAAUAAACUAAUUCACAAACUGUAUCUGCUUGGUCUAGAUUAAAAAAUUAUGAACUGGGUGGAAUGCUAGCUUAAGUGUUAGUACAUAUGGAUAUCUCCAGCGCCUACAAGCUGCCACACAAGCUCCUCCCAUAGAAAGCAAGAUCUCUCAACCAGAUCUCAAAGGGAAAUAUAAAAAGUAUGCAACAGGGGUGCGCUAAAAUAACCUCCUAGGGGAGAUUAAAAAGCUUAAGGUGGAAUCCAAAGGUUAUAAAAUAUAGAUAUUUAAUCACAUAAAAAGUUUAAACAUAUAUCAUAAUCAAUGUUAAAAGCAAUUUUUAUCACAACAAUAUAUACAGUUAAUCUAAAAGCAAUAUGAAUGAUGAUCACAACAAUAUGGACAGUUCAUCUAAAAGCAAAAUGAUGAUUCCCUAAAACCACAAUUUAUAUUGAGACAGUAGGAAGCUAUAUAUUGAUAGCUACACAAAAAAGAAAUAAGGAUGAUAAGCUAAUACGUGAUGUGUGUUGAGUCCUAUAUCCAAAUAAAAUCCAUAAACAUUCAAAUUAAAAGUCCAAAAAGAAAAAGGUAUUAAUUAAUCCAAUGUUAUCCGAUAUAAAUAAUAUCCCAAAUUAAUCCAAUGUGAUCCAAUAUAAAUAAUGUCCCAAAAUAGUAUCCAAUGUGUAUCCAAGUGAAUAUAUCCAAUAAAGUUUGUGUAGACAAAAGUUCAUUAAAAAAGUAAAAAUGUGAAGAGUGAAAAUAUAAAAGAUAUAUAUAAAAUGAUUGAAAAAAAAAGUGACCAAAAAAUCAGCAAUAGGUGUACACCUAAAAAAAUGAAAAAAAGAGAAAAAAUAAUGAAAAGUGUUACAAAGUGUACCCUUUGAGGGUGAAUUGGUGAGUGACUGUAAUCACAAGGCUAAUCCAAAUGAAAAAUUCCUAUGAAAUUAAUCGAAAUAGAAAGUUCCUAUAAAAACAAAUAGUGUGUCCUAAACUCAGGUUGUCUAUGAUGAUGAUUUUAAAGGCGUUAAAGGGAUAUUCCAGCCAAAAUUGGAAACCACAUGGAUGUAUUUCGGUAUUGAUUAGAAGCAUUUUUGUAAUAUACAUGUAUUAGCAAAAAUGCUUCUAAUAAAAACUAUAGCUGUUUCAAAAGUGUAUUUAAGUAUGCACCGUGCACCAGCAUUUUAAACACAGCACUUGCUCAGAGAGCCUAAGGUGAUUGUACCAUCUGGUAAUGACUCAAUUUGUUAAUUGCUGACAUGAUACAAGCCCCACUGAUGAUCUGAGCAGCUGCAUUAUUUAAAAUGUGGGUGCAGUGACAAUAUCUAGCUAUGCUUCACAUGCACAUGCAGAGAAAAAUGCUAACACUAAAACAGUGAUAACUUUUACUAGAAGCAAUUUUGCCAAUACAUGUACAGUAUAUUGCAAAUAUGUUUCUAUUCAAAGAUGUAAUAAAUCUAUGUGCAUUAAAAUUUUUGACUGGAAUGUCCCUUUAAGUUCUCUUUGGUGUAUUAAUGAUGUUCUCUUCUGAAGUGAUGUCCAAAAGUAAUGUUCAAAGCCCUAAAAUAAAGUAAAUAAACAUAGUGCAAUAAAGCUACUAGCCAUAUGAGAGUAUAGGUAAUGUGCUUACCCAUGAAAUCUGAGCCGUGAUAUCAGUAGUUCUGUGUCUACGCAUUUCGGUCCUCACCUGGGACCUUUCUCAAGACUGAUGCCGGCUUUUGCAUAAUCAUACCUUAAAUAGGGAUAUCCAGCGAAUUACAGGUACUGAAAUAUUGCGCCAAAAAGUUGCGUGUUAGUCCAGGAAGAGAUGUCUAGUAGGAUGGUUACUUCCGCCUCCACGCUGACCCUGAUUGGCAAUAUCCGUGGGAGAUGCGUGACCGGAAGUGACGUAAUAUCCUGUGUUUUCACUUCUGGAUAUGCGCAAUCUUUUUUACGCAUUUUAGUUGCCGGAAGUUCCUUUUUUAUGCCCUAUUUGUAUUUCCUGACAUGCGUGGGUGAUGCUAGACAAUGCAGGACCUUAGUGAAAUGUUCUCCUUUAUAAUGUAUAAAGACAAGGAGUGUAAAUAAAUAAAUAAAUAGUGAUCACUGACUCAGAUUCCAAAAACGGUAAGUGUUGGCAUCUAAUGAUGUUCUUAGAUUGCGACGUAACUAAAAGUUGGUACUUUGGCUAUGGGAUAAUAAGCAGAUAUUUGAACUUGGACAUUCUAAAAGUGAUAAAUGGCGACAUAGCCAAUUAAGGCAAAACAUGUUACAUAAUAAAGCUAAAAUCUACAAUAAAAAUCUGAUAAAGUUGGGGAAGUCUUAUGAAAAAACGUUUUCUAAAAGUGGUGAGAUAAGCACAACAUUCUAUUACAUAACAAAUAGGGCGGCUAAUCAUAUUGCUAAAAUUGACAACAAAAAGUCAACUGCAGCUAAGAGGUAGUGUGCUAAUAUUUAAAAUUCAACAUUCUAUAAGUGCUAAAUGAUGACAUUACCAAUUAUAACAACCAAAUGGGUAUGUCUAUGAAUCUAAUUAUGGCAUCUUACAUAAUAGAGCUAAAAUCUACAAUAAAAAACCUGAUGGAGUUAAAAAAAGGCUUACGAAAAGGCAUUUUCUAAAAAUGAUAAGAUAAGCACAACAUACUGUAUCCUUUAUUUAUAUGUGAACUAUAAUGGUGUUAUGAACAACAUGAUUGCUAAGGAGCUACUAUAAAGUAAGAACUCAGAAAUAGCUACCUCAGGAAUGUUAUAAAAGAUAAGAAAACACCACUAAAUAAGGGUGCAAAAAGUGUUUCAAGAGGUUAUAAUAUAAGGCUCUGAUAUUAAAGCACAGACGUGGAAAAAAAAAGGGUAUGAGCUUCUGUUUAAUUAAAGAGUCUCCCUUAUAGCUGUACAUUUAAAGCUGAAUAACAAACUACUGACCAUCUAAAGAGAAGUAGAUUACAGUUUACUUUAUUCUAGGAUACACCCUUAACUAGCAAAGAGAAAAAAGUAAAUUUUGUAAAACACUGAGAGGGUAAUCUGGAGAAAGUAGGUGUAAUCCGACCUCAUUUAGAGACUCUUUUACACCCUCUGGAAGGUAAAAUAUAAUUAAGUAAACAUUUAUCUGAGGUCUAACAGACAACUGCAAAGAAAUAUGGAAAAAUUUGUCUAAGCAAAAAAAGUCAACGAAGGCUAAAAAUGUUGAAAAAAGGAGCUCUAAAGCAGGCAAUCUCUCUCCAAAUAAACCACAUUUGGACGAAACACUGUUUGAAGAAAUAGACCAGCAAUCUAUAGUUUACCAAAUUACAGUACUUCUUUUUCCAAAAAUAGAAGAAAUAACAUCUAAACUGGAUUGUGUCCUUAAUGAAUUGAAAGUAUCAAUAGAAAGAAUAUCAAAGGAUAUCAAAUGGGCGGGAAAAACAUGAGAAUGAUAGGUCUACCAGAAUCAAUGAAAUGGCAAGAUUUGCUGUUUUCAGAGAAAAUAUUGCCCCAAACUCUAGGGCUACAGAACCUGAAGCGAUCCUUUGAAGUUGAAAGGAAACAUAGACUGGGACCAAUUAAAGGAGAACAAGGGAAUGACUCUAGACCUAGACCUGUGAUUGUGAAUUAUUUAAAUUCUCAAGCUAAAACCGAAACAAUGAGAGCAUAUAGAGAGAACGGGAAUUUGAUCCAUGAAGGGAACAAAAAUCCUUUUGUUUCAAGAUUAUUCAACAGAAAUUGCAAGGAAAAGGAAACUUUUCUACCCAAUUUGCUCCACUUUUGCAAAAGAAGGACGUCAAUUUACAUUAAUGUUUUCAGCAAAAUUAAAGGGACACUCAGGUCAAAUUAAACUUUCAUGAUUCAAAUACAGCAUGUCAUUUUAAACAACUUUCCAAUUUACUUUCAUUAAAAAAAAUAUGCACAAUC